Molecule: messenger RNA, 5216 nt
Organism: Centropristis striata (black sea bass)
Lineage: Eukaryota; Metazoa; Chordata; Actinopteri; Perciformes; Serranidae
Gene: ddx6
Product: DEAD (Asp-Glu-Ala-Asp) box helicase 6
Exons: 14
Coding region: 559-2007 (482 amino acids)
Biological process (GO): cytoplasmic stress granule assembly; P-body assembly
Cellular component (GO): cytoplasmic stress granule; P-body
Molecular function (GO): ATP binding; mRNA binding; RNA helicase activity
Source: RefSeq, a predicted model, not a curated record
CUGAUGGGGGCGGGUUAAAUAGGAGUGGAAGCCAUCUUGGACGGCUGCUUGACAAGACUCUUUCGUAGUCAGCUAAAAAAUUGAGUUCACCUUACAAACAUCGCAUAAGGAACCGAUUAUUUCAGUUAUCCAAGGGUUGGAGAAACCUGAGAAAGGACGUGGCGGCUCGGUGAAGCUAAACAAGAUGGCUAGCUGAACAGUCAACAGCCAAUACUUGAAAGCUAGCUAAGCCCUCCUGGUGUAUGGUUUUCCAUAUGACAAUGGCAGAUUACAUCUAUACUUAGCCCCAAUUUGCUAAAGAAAUCCUUGCUUACAAGUUCUCUUAGAAUUAAGACGAGGAAUUUGUUUUGUUGGCACUUGAUGUCCCAGAAACAAGAAUAUCAUUGAGGAACCUGCUGACACAAAAACAAUUUGAACACUUUACAUCUGGGGGAAAAAAAGCUCAAGAGAGAAGGACAAUCUCAAGUUUGGCGUGGUCCCAGCAGAGCGGGCUCACUUCAUUGAGAGACUGUUAGAGAUUUCAUUGCUAUUGAAACAGAAAGUUAAAGCUAAGUAAAAAUGAGUACUGCAAGGACGGAGAACCCAGUGAUCUUGGGCUUGUCAAACCAGAAUGGACAGCUCAGAGGCUCAGUGAAGCCUGCUGGAGCACCAGGUGGAGGUGGAGGAGGCCCUCAACAACAGCAACUUAAUCAGAUCAAAGGCACAAUCAACAAUGGGAAUUCCCAACCGGCCCCUACAACUAACUCUGUCAUCAAGCCUGGAGAUGACUGGAAGAAAACUUUGAAAUUGCCCCCAAAAGACAUGAGGAUGAAAACUUCGGAUGUGACUGCAACUAAAGGCAAUGAGUUUGAAGAUUAUUGCCUAAAGAGGGAGCUGCUCAUGGGAAUCUUUGAGAUGGGCUGGGAAAAGCCAUCUCCAAUCCAGGAGGAAAGCAUUCCCAUUGCACUGUCAGGAAGGGAUAUCUUGGCCAGAGCCAAGAAUGGCACGGGAAAGAGUGGAGCCUACCUCAUUCCCUUACUUGAACGCAUUGACCUGAAGAGGGACUGCAUACAGGCUGUGGUCAUAGUGCCCACCAGAGAACUGGCUCUGCAAGUAAGCCAAAUAUGCAUCCAGGUCAGCAAACACAUGGGUGGAGUUAAGGUAAUGGCAACCACAGGUGGAACCAACCUACGUGAUGACAUCAUGAGACUCGAUGAAACAGUACAUGUGAUCAUUGCCACUCCUGGGAGGAUUUUAGACCUCAUCAAGAAAGGAGUGGCUAAAGUCAAUCAAGUGCAGAUGAUUGUUUUGGAUGAAGCUGACAAACUCCUGUCUCAGGAUUUUGUGGUUAUGAUGGAGGAAAUGCUGGGCUUCCUGCCCAAACAGAGGCAGAUUCUGCUUUAUUCUGCCACCUUCCCCCUCAGCGUGCAGAAGUUCAUGAACGCACACUUGCAGAAACCCUAUGAGAUCAACCUGAUGGAGGAGCUUACGCUGAAGGGUGUGACUCAGUAUUAUGCUUAUGUAACUGAAAGGCAAAAAGUCCAUUGCCUUAAUACCUUGUUCUCCAGGCUCCAGAUCAACCAGUCUAUAAUCUUCUGCAACUCCUCUCAGAGAGUGGAGCUCCUUGCCAAGAAGAUCUCCCAGCUUGGUUAUUCAUGUUUCUACAUCCAUGCCAAGAUGAGACAGGAGCAUCGCAACCGUGUGUUCCACGACUUCAGAAACGGCCUCUGCCGGAAUCUCGUCUGCACUGACCUCUUCACAAGAGGAAUUGACAUUCAAGCUGUGAAUGUUGUGAUCAAUUUUGACUUUCCCAAGCUGGGAGAAACGUACCUUCAUCGCAUUGGUAGAUCUGGCCGCUUCGGACACCUGGGUCUAGCCAUCAACCUCAUCACUUACGAUGAUCGCUUCAACCUGAAGGGGAUUGAGGAGCAGCUUGGAACAGAGAUCAAGCCCAUCCCUGGCAUCAUUGACAAGAGCCUAUAUGUGGCAGAGUACCACAGUGAGAGUGGCGAAGAAGUUAAGCCAUGAGCCAAUCAGUCCAUCCUCCAUUCCCCUUUGUAUCUUUUUUUCACCUCCCCACGUCUUGGAGUUCUCGUUUUAUUUUUAUGUACAGUUUCUGUCUGUCUUCCUUUUUUGGAUGCCACCAUAAGGAAUGUGUAUUUGGAUGGACGCGUUUUGGAAGAACUCAUUUGCCUUUUUAUAGGGCUCUGUGCUGCACCACCACACCCUGAAGACAUAAGCACCGCGAGGAAAGCAUGGGACCAAGUUGAAAAUAUAUAUCAAUGCACACCGUGAAGAUUCAUAUCCACCAAUGACACAAAGCCAGCACCAUCAGACCGCUAUAUGACCCCCUCCAUUCUCCAUGUUUUAUUUUGGAAAUUUUAACCAAUUUGUAUCAAGUGCCUUAAGAAGCAGUUCAACUCGUUCUAAAGUAAUAACCCUUCAUUAUCCGUCAUCUUGCUCACUUCAUACAACACACUCACGUUCACCUAAUUGAAAAGUUGUUACACUAAUUUAAUGUCUGACCACGUAGGUGAAUUCAUUACUGUUUUUGGUUGGGUCAUCUGUUUGCAAGGAAUGGAGAGAAUUAGGAGGGAGGCUGGUCUGAUUAUCUUCGUGCUGGCUUCGCUGCACUUGAGUCUGGCUGAUAAAUGAGGACAAACUUGGAUGUUCCAUGGACAGAGAUGCUGGAUUUUUUUCCAAGAGACAGCCAGACUGUCCAGUUGCUUGUGAAGAAGUUGUGCUUCUAAAAGACCCAGACUCUUUCCUCUGUCUUCAGCAUCAGAACACUAAAAACAAAAAAGCAGCCUCAACACCAUGAGUCAUGAGAAUUCCUGUUUUGGUGGAGUUUAAUUGUAGGGAAUGCUUUUUUUUUUUCUUUCUUUUUUGUCCUGUGUUUCACCUUCCUAUGGAUGGCCAUACUUAAUUCUGCAAGAUGUGCAGCCAACGUGUAGGGUGCACCUUACACCUUGUGUAUAUACCUUCAUUUUAAGAUUGUUUUAAACAAGUUUAAAAGGCUGGCCGACAAACUGAAAAGCUUUUUUCCCCCCUUCUCUCUUGUUAGCACUGGAGACUGUUUCCUUAAAUGCCAGUUUGUUUGAUCUGCAAUAUUGGCCUGUGAAUUUAUUUAUAAUUUUAGAAAAUUGCAGAAUUUAUUAGAACCUAAAACAUUUAAAUGACCUUGUGCAUGAAAUGUUUCUGGAGGCAGAGUUCAUAACUGAUAAUCUUUUAAGCCCCUCCAAAUUUGAUGGAGAGUGCAAUUCUUGAAAGCUGCACUUAAACUGAGAUUGUUUAAAUUGUUGCCCUUAUUCUCCUGCUACCAGUGUUAACAAGUGUCCAGACAGACGGCUUCGUUAAGCUUGUGCAUUUGAGUAAAGAAUUCUUUGUUGUCACCAGCCUUAACUUGUGAAACUGACUCUUGACACACUCUAAGAUCUCCAGUUAUGAGUGUUGUAAUUGGAAGAGAAAAUAAUAUUCUAUCAUGUAGUAGUACUACUUGCUGCAGUGCAGCUGAAUUGGCAGAGAAUUUGUUUUCUGGGGGAGGUAUUAGCUGUUACGUUGAUCUAUGUGCUCUUUAAGCACAGGGACAUUAUUUCACAAAUGUUGAGGAGGAAGCUGUGGAUUUAUUUCCCCCUUUUUGAAAAAUGUUGGCCAAAAGCAUCAAAAUGAACCAUCUGACCCAAAAUGUAGCAGGAAUUCAUUCUCUGUGCAUUGCAAGUUAGCAGGCUUUUAUUAAAACCAGCUAAUAAAAGAUGCCUCAUUUAAAACAACCUGAGCAGGUUGGGCUGCACUUACCGCACAGAGAUGGGUUCAGGCAAUAACACUGACUGCACUGCUUUUUGUACACCCAUGAUGCCCAAAUGGGGAAAAGAUGUGAUGCAGAACAUCAACAAAAAAAAUUGGCACGGAGGGGGAAUGGGCAUGAAGGAUUGGAUUACUAUUAGUCGGACUGCUUGUUUAAAAAAAAAAAUAACUUGGGCACCUCAGACUGCUGAGUUUAUGGCUUAUUUCUCUGCCUGUUGUUGCUUUGAUAUUUUGGGUUUGGGUUACAUUUGCUUUUUGCAUUUUUAUGCAACACAUAACCACAUUUUGCAUUGAGGUUCCCUGAUUGUUCAGCCGGAACUUUUUUGCAAAUGAGGUUCCCUUUGUUAUGGUUCGAUGCUCUCGACUGUCCUAAUCAUUGAGAAGUAGUAGCGCACCUUUAAUUUAAGCUCUUUUUAAAAUAGAAAUGUUACGACGUUGAUAAGUUUAAAAUGACCAUUUUAUUUCUCACUGGUUAGGACUAAGAUCCCUGCUCUCUCAGCGCUGCUGUUGCUGUUGUCCCCUAAAUACUUGCACAUCUAAUUUGGCUGUUUUGGCUCGUGGUUUGGGUGGGAGGGCUGUAUUUGUUAAAAAUAUUCAAAUUAAAUUAAGCAAUAGUUGAGUGAACAGGGAUCUAAUUGUGCAGGCACUUGGCAGCUGCCUGUCUCUUGUCAGCACUGGCAGUAAUGGCUACAGAAAAUGCCUUCAGGGCUAAAGUUGAUGGUCCUUGAAGAUUUAGUGUGUUGCUACCUUUUGAUGGAAUACCGCUUUACUGCCAGUGGCUGCCAUAUUGAGAGCCUUAAAGACUGAGACAAGAGCAUCUUGCCCCAGAUUGGCUGACUAAAUUGGAUAGUUUGUGUACCUAAAUUGUCUCAUUCUUUAAGGUCUUUUUAAAUUUGUUGGGUGGGUAAAUUAGUGCUGUUGCUGCCCUGAUGCACACCAUCAUCCUCUCCAUAGUUCUGACACAUUUAUGAUGACACAGCUUUUGUGUAAAAUUUGGCCUUCCUAUCACUGAUCUGUUGAAGAGGAUGUGAGAAGAGUCCGUUCUGGAUUUCUUUCAAGUGAUGCAUCAGUUAAAAAACAAACUGGGGGGUAGCCUUUGGGCCUUACAAAAAACUGGAUUAUAUGAUCAAAAGAUCCAAAGUUAUGGAAAUGGGUAUAAAUAGGUUUGAAAAAGUUGCCCUUAAAUUUGGAUAUUUUUUUUUCAAAUGAAAUGUGGAGUAAACCUUAUUUAAAACGUCUCCAAAUUUAAGUGAAGAGUUUAAAAUUCUUUAGAUUUCUUUUUUUUUUUUAUUUGAUGGAAAUUUGGUCGUUAUUUAAUUGGCAGAUUUUUUUCAGUGAAGCUAAUUUUACAAUGGACUUAAGUUUAAAGGAUGUCAUGAAUAUUAUUGGAUACGAUUGAAAGUUUUGUUGAAAAUAAAGCUCACUGAAAUUUA